AGGAAACGCGCCCGACUCAGGAAGCGACGGGAAUCAGGAUCCGACGGUGAAACCGAGUCGAGGUCCGAGAAGAAGAGAAUCAGAAGAAAGAGAGGAAAAUGGAGAGAGAAGAAGACGACCCAGUGAGCGAGGUUCUCAGAGAUCGAUUCAGCUCUCCACCAUCUCUAUCGCUGAUGCCGAAGGUACUAAAAUCUUCACACUCAUUAAUUCGACGGCUUUUGAUUUCGUUUCUGGUUUUUUUCUCAGUUUUCAAUUAUAGUUCUCCAAGCAGCGAAGAGAAGGGGCAUGGAGAUAUCAGAACCCGUGGUGGCUUGCAUUUCCGACUUGACCUUCAAAUUAAUUUACUGGUAGUUGCUGGGGUUUCUUUGGGCACCCAAAAUAUAAUGGUGCAAGGUUUGCUGCUUGUAUAAUAUUCGUGGGACUGAUGUUGAUUACGGUCCAGUUGUUCAUGCCUUUGCGAUAGUUACUCUGAACUCAGCUUUCGUCUAUGUAGACAAAAGGAAGGUUGAAUCUGAGAAUGCACAAAACAGGUCGCCCUGUACUUGUUGGCACAACUAGUGUUGAGCAGAGUGAUUCAUUGUCUGAGCAUUUGCAAGAAGUUGGCAUUCCCCAUGAGGUUCACAACUAGAGCAGGAGAGAGACCUGGAGGGUGCAGCAGCUAAACAUAAGAGAAAGCAGGCUUCAUCAAACUUUGAACAGACCUCUAGUAUAGAUGGUUCAAAUGUUGACCAUGAGAGAGACCUGGAAGAUGCAAAGGAUAGAUCCCCCCAAACACUUUGUAUUUUUUUUCGCUUUCUCUAAAACUUUCAAACCCUAGUUAAUAACAUUUGACUUUAGCAGACCUCCUUCUCCAAGCUGACCCUCGUCGAGUCCCCGACCUCCUUCUCCAACCUGACGUGCUCCAAGUCCCCCACUUCAUUCUCCGAUCUAAGCCGACUGGAGCUGCCUCUGACCUGUCUCUCCCUCAUUAACCGCCUAUGUCCCCUCACAGGCGUCAUCGCCUUUGCCGGCAAGCUCUCUCCGGCCGCAAGCCGGUGCUUCUCACCCAACAGGUCCAAUUGGCCUCCACACUUUGUUCUUUGUUUCUGGGUUUGCAUAUUGUCUCUUUGCUUUGGAGAAAUGGAGGACACGAUGCCCAUUUGCAAGACUGAUACUCUAACUCCGAUCUGGAAGUCCAUUGGACUACUGGAAAGCAACUUCGCAUUGGACUACUGGAAAUCAAAAGGUAACAUUCAGAUCCUUACUGCAGCUGGUCUCGAUAGAUAUGGAGCGAAUGUAUGGCUUCUGUCUCCUCCUCGCCAACCCUAUACUAGACAAGGUCUCCAAAAGCAAUCUGGUGAUGCUCAGGCAUUUUCAUUUCUCCAGAUUCUUGAGUUGAUACCACACACCUCGCAACCUCCAAUAAUGUUAUUUGUGGAAAAUGUUGUUGGAUUUGAGACAUCUGAUACACAUGGAAAAAUGAUAGAGAUAUUGAGAAGAAGUGAUUUUGUUACACAGGAGUUCAUAUUGAGUCCCUUGCAGUUUGGUGUACCAAUAGAAAGCUUUCUUGAAUUCAAGAAUUGCCGUGAUCAACCGAACUUUGUUGACAACACCACUGUUUAUACAGAUACCAUUGGAGUAUUGGAGAAAGAUGAAGAGAAUGGGUGUUGUACUAGCACCUUGGAUCAGUACUCUGUUCCCUCAAGCUUGAUAGAGAGAUGGGGAAGUGCCAUGGAUAUUGUCUACCCGGAUUCAAAGCGAUGCUGUUGUUUUACAAAAAGUUAUUAUCGAUAUGUGAAGGGUACUGGCUCCCUUUUGGCAUGAGAAAAGUCGGUUUUAGAGGUUAAAGCAUCACAAACUCAGAGGGGCAGGGAUACCACUGUUUAUACAGAUACCAUUUGUUUGAAACUUCACUUCAUUAGAUUCAGUUUGUUGUUGGUUUUGAGUUUGGGUUUGUAUGCUACAUAUUCACAAUUCAAACAAACAGAUUUGAAAUUUUCAUGCUUGCAACUAAGAUGACCUAUGUUUAUGUAGGCACAAGUGGGAGGUGAGUGCACACAUACAUCAAUAGUUUCCUCUUUGCAGAUAUGCUGUUGUGGUGAACAAGCAAUAAAAAAAGGUUUCUUUAACUAUUAGCGCAUUUCAUUAUGACUUACAUUGAUAUAUGUUUGUUGUGUAUAUAUAUAUAUAUUUGUAGUGGGCGGUAAAGACUCGGAAAGGAUAUACUCAACAACAACUUGACGAGGUGCGCAUGGAGGUGGCCGACUACUUGCAGACCUUGUUGUAGAUUCUGACUAGGAUGGGGAUUUUGAGUAAGGCUAGAUUGCUAUUUUGGUUCACUUUGACUACUUACAGACCUUGUUGUAGAUUCUGACUAGGAUGAGGAUUUUGAGUCAGGCUACAUAGCUUUUGGUUCACUUUUUUUGUAGUAGAUGAAGUGAAUGCAGCAAUUAUGAACAAAAUUGCUGUAUAUAGGCAUUGUUAGGCUAGCCUUGUAGUAGGUUAAUUGGGGUUUUGUUUUGCCUAUUUUGUGAACUGUGAAUGAUGAUGAUUUUGGACAAAAUACCCCAAUAUAUAUUGAAAUCACUUUGGUCAA
Rosa chinensis is the source of this 2575-nucleotide messenger RNA. Its product is annotated as tRNA (cytosine(38)-C(5))-methyltransferase 2. The transcript has 12 exons. The coding region runs from base 1120 to 1803 and encodes 227 amino acids. The record is from RefSeq and is a predicted model, not a curated record. NCBI's taxonomy places the organism in Eukaryota, Viridiplantae, Streptophyta, Magnoliopsida, Rosales, Rosaceae.